CAUCGAUGGUUUCCCGCUUCUUCUGCGCUGUUUUUGUUUUGAUCAACAAAAAAUUGACUAUUUCGUUUUAAAAUUGUUGUAGUUCGUAAUAAUUUAACAAUGAGCGCCAAUAAUCAGGGCGAGUACAGAACACCCAAGAAGCAAAAGAAACCGAGAAAACAGAAAUCCAUUGAGAAUCUAACCAACUCGGAGGAUGACUUUGCCGCCGACCUGGACACGGCGUUGGUGGUACAGGAUGAUGCAUGCGGAUCCGAAGAGGAGCAGUCCCAUCCAGUCACUCGACGCUCCGCACGAAAGCCCAGUCCUACUAAAAAGUAUCAGGCGUAUCAGCAGAAGAGCAAGGACCAGCACCAGGACAAAGAGCACGAGCACAUUGUUGUCAACUAUGUGGAGUGCACCGAGGAGGAGAGCAACGGGGAAGAGCUGGAGGAGGUUGGCGACGGCGAGGUGGAACUCGUGGCCAGGCCCAUCAGGCCAGACCUGAACCUAAUCCAGUCAGAGCACAAUGUGGCCGGCACCAGUCUAUUCGGGUUCAACACGCCCAAAAAGCGAGAUGCCAUGGCUUUGGCAGCUCUCAAUGCCAUGCCGCGUACACCCAAGACGCCAAAGACGCCUCGCUUGGGCGUCAAGACGCCCGACACCAAGCGAAAGAAGCCCACAGAGCAGCCAAAGACGCCGUCCCAUGUGCGCAGCCGUGUCAAGAAUCAGAUUGCCAAGAUUGUGGCCGACUCCGAUGAGGAUUUCUCUGGAGACGAGAGUGACUUUCGGCCCAGCGGCGAGGAGUCUUCGUCUAGCAGCAGUAGCAGCAGCAGUGAUGAGAACUCCUCGGACAACGAUGCCGCCGACGAUGAGCCCAAGACACCCUGCAAGACGCGCCGCGCUAUCGUCGUGCCCGUCCUGCCCAAGACUCCUUCAGCGGCUCGCCUCCGCCAGUCGGCGCGGGCCAAAAAGUCGAAUGAGUUUGUGCCAGAGAGCGAAGGCUACUUCCAUUCGCAUGCCAGCAGCAAGAUUCUCACCUCGGACCACACCCUGGAUCGACUGAAGAAUCCCCGGCUGGCCGCCGAUCGUCUGUUCAGCCUGCUCUCCGAAAUGAAAGUGUCUGCGGAGCACGACACUGCCAUCAAUGCCAUCAUGGAGGAGUAUCGCUCGUACUUUCCCAAAUGGAUGUGCAUUCUAAACGAGGGAUUCAACAUCCUGCUUUACGGGCUCGGCUCCAAGCGGCAGCUGCUGCAGUCCUUCCACCACGAGGUCCUUGCCCGCCAGACGGUUCUGGUGGUAAAUGGCUUCUUUCCCAGUCUCACGAUCAAGGACAUGUUGGACAGCAUCACCAGUGAAAUACUGGACGCCGGCAUCAGCCCGACAAAUCCGCACGAAGCUGUGGACAUGAUCGAGGAGGAGUUCGCCCUGAUACCGGAGACGCAUCUCUUUCUGAUCGUGCACAACCUGGACGGUGCGAUGUUACGGAAUGUGAAGGCUCAGGCCAUACUGUCGCGGCUGGCGCGUGUGCCCAACAUCCAUCUGCUGGCUUCCAUCGACCACAUCAACACACCACUGCUGUGGGACCAGGGCAAGCUGAGCAACUUUAAUUUCUCUUGGUGGGACUGCACCACCAUGUUGCCCUACACGGACGAGACGGCCUUCGAGAACUCCCUGCUGGUGCAGAACUCUGGCGAGCUGGCUCUGUCCUCGAUGCGCAGUGUCUUCUGUUCGCUGACGACCAACUCGCGCGGCAUUUACAUGCUGAUUGUCAAGUACCAGCUGAAGAACAAGGGCAAUGCCCAGUACCAGGGUAUGCCCUUCAAGGAUCUUUACUCAAACUGCCGCGAGUCCUUUUUGGUUAGCUCGGAUCUGGCAUUGCGCGCCCAGCUCACGGAGUUCCUGGACCACAAGCUGGUCAAGUCAAAGCGCAGUGUCGAUGGCUCGGAGCAGCUAAACAUUCCCAUUGAUGGGGACCUCCUGCAACAGUUCCUGGAGGAACAGGAGAAGAAAUAGGAAUAGGCCGUCGCAUCAUUUUAGAACAUAUUAAUUUAUUAUCUAAUAUUGUUAAAUACAAUUACAAUUUUGCUUUUUAAAAAUGUCGUGUGUUGCUUUCACUUGUAUUGCCCAUUCGAAGUUACUUUAAUUUAUGGUAGAUUUCAAUUAGAUUUACGAUGAGUUCCUCUCACUCGGCUUUGCUACACAUUUAGAUUGACGCGCAUGCAUAAAAGUUGUAUCUGAUUUUGUUGGUGUCCGUUUCUUGCUUUGCUAGAUACAUGUAUACGAUGUAUAUAUUUUAGAUCAUAAGUUUUGAUUUUGUAUUUCCAAACCGAUCUACCCGCUGUUUCCGCUCCCCAUUCAAUUUCCUGCAGAGCAAAUAAAGGAUUGGCAUGGUUGGCAAAAUCCCACUCUCAA
Molecule: messenger RNA, 2391 nt
Organism: Drosophila miranda
Lineage: Eukaryota; Metazoa; Arthropoda; Insecta; Diptera; Drosophilidae
Gene: Orc2
Product: origin recognition complex subunit 2
Exons: 3
Coding region: 100-1992 (630 amino acids)
Biological process (GO): DNA replication
Cellular component (GO): nucleus; nuclear origin of replication recognition complex
Molecular function (GO): DNA replication origin binding
Source: RefSeq, a predicted model, not a curated record